Cheilinus undulatus (humphead wrasse) is the source of this 2621-nucleotide messenger RNA. It is a transcript of the gene tbcb, whose product is annotated as tubulin folding cofactor B. Gene Ontology annotation, molecular function: microtubule plus-end binding; alpha-tubulin binding. The transcript has 7 exons. Lineage: Eukaryota; Metazoa; Chordata; Actinopteri; Labriformes; Labridae. The record is from RefSeq and is a predicted model, not a curated record. Gene Ontology annotation, biological process: post-chaperonin tubulin folding pathway; cytoplasmic microtubule organization; tubulin complex assembly. Gene Ontology annotation, cellular component: cytoplasm; microtubule plus-end; nucleus. The coding region runs from base 182 to 922 and encodes 246 amino acids.
CAGUCACGUGAUUUUUGGCGUGGCUAAGCAACGAAGGCAGUAUCGAAACAUCUACAAGCUUUAAACUUGUACGCUUAAAGGUUGAUUUAAGCCACGGGUGGUCCCCUGCGUCCUUUGCAUCACCUUAAAUAUCGGCAAAUUAUUUGAUAUUAAGCUAAGCUGUGUCCAUAUCAACAUCACCAUGGAAAGUGAAGUGACAGUAGUUUCCUGUCCAGUUGUGGAUGUGCGUCUAACAACUACCAUCUCCUCAUUUGAGGUGAAGCGCAGGUUCAAUAGAGGGAUUACUAUAGCAGAACUAAAGGGUAAAUUGGAGAUGAUUGUGGGUGCGCCGUCCUCUAACAUGAACCUGGAGUUAUACAGUGUAUCUGACAAGUUCCUGCAGAAAAUGGAUGAUGACGAGGCCUUGCUUGGUUCCUAUCCUAUUGAUGACGAGUGCAGAAUACAUGUUAUUGAUCGGAGUGGAGGUCAAAUGGACGAGUUCUCUGAUGUUUCUAAAGUGGAGAAGUUUGAAAUUUCAGAUGAAGCUUAUAACAAGAGAACAGACUCUGCAAGGUCAUUCAUGAAAAAUCGUCGUGUUGGUCAGUAUAAUGAGGAGGAAAUGGCCAAGAAGAAAGCUGAGCUUGCAGCUCGGAGAGAGGAAGAGAAGGUUGCUGCUAAUGCCAUUUCGGUCGGCAGCCGAUGCCAAGUGCAGGUUGCUGGUCAACCCACGAAGCUCGGUACAGUCAUGUAUGUUGGUACAACAGAUUUCAAGCAGGGCUACUGGGUGGGUGUGAAGUACGACGAGCCCCUGGGGAAGCACAACGGAACUGUUGAAGGGAAGCAGUACUUUGAAUGUGAGGACAAAUAUGGUGGAUUUGUGAAGCCCCAGAAUGUGACGGUGGGAGAUUUUCCAGAGGAGGAUUAUGGUUUAGAUGAGAUGUAGGACUGCAGUGUAAGAAAGGUUUUUGAUUAUUUUUGUUGAGUUUUCUUCUUCCCUGGAAGUCAUGAUCCAGAGAGUGGUUACUUAGGUCUUUUAGGUUUAACAUCACUCUCUGAUGCCAGACCAGCUUGAUUAAUAUGAGUGUCAGGUCUCUGGGUGUGCUCGAUGUGAUAAUCAUAGAGGAUAAUUACAUUAGGAGCUCAAACCAAAAGAGGGUUAAUGUUGCAUGUUAGGCAGCAUACUGAAGGUUAAUAAUGUAGCUGCUCACUUCAAGCACUCCUGGUCAGCCUAAUAAUUUGCUUUCGCAGUACUUGUUGCCCCAAAAUGUUCCUGAGGUGGGAGUCUUUUAUGUGAUGGAAAAUUGGUUGGGUAAUAAUUCACCGUUGCUCAUUUAUUUCUUAUCAAUCUGUAAAAAGAUGAUUGUAUAGAAUUGUUAAUAGUCAACUGUAGCAUUUGUUUUUUCAAAGAAUGUACAUUUCUUAAAGACUUCCCGUUCAAAACAUGAUUUAAUUACUCUUAGAGUAAAAAGAGGAAUUGUUCCUCAUGUUCCUAAUAUUGCUUUGUAUCAUUGUCUGAUUGAAACUGAGGAAAAACAUUUUCGAGCUGUCACAAUGCAUAUUACUCACCAUGUCAUGUUUCAGUGAACGUGAAACUGACAUUUCAACAGGAAUUAAUUUAAAUACCCAAAUAACAGCAGCCUCAUCUUUGCCACUCACCCUCACACCCUUACCUUUAUUUCCUUGAACUGUUGGUCCUAUUUGCUGUAUUAAAGUUAUUGCCAGGUUCAUACUGUAAGCACACAACCCAUGGAAAAGGAAUGUGGGAGAUACUCUUUUUCCAAGCAACUAUAAGUUCCUCAAAUUUCAAUUUGUGUUUCUGUGUAGUAUGAUAGCAACCCAAUUUAAAAUUUCAAUUUUUUAAAAAAAUAAAUGUGACCUUUUCAUACUAACUCACUGUAAUAGUGACCUUUAUUAAUUUGAAAUGUAAAUUAAGGCUCAGUAUGUUGACUUCAUAAAAUGUGAGCCAUCAAAAUCAAUGUUGGUCAUUUAAACCAACCUCUCUCGUUAACUAAUGGAGGACAACUUCAAAAAACGAAUGAAAGCAGACACUUAGAAAAAGUCCAUUUGAUACUCAAGCCUUUGUAUUUCAGUUUGAAAUGUACAAAAGUUGUAACACAAUUCCAUUUAAGGAGCUAAAUUUUUAUGACUGCAGCCCUAUGUAAACACGAAACAUUAAGUUAUACGUAGAUAAAGCACUUUUUAUUUUUGUACCGUGAACUUUCCAGAAAUGUCUGUCAGUCAUCCCUGUAAUAAAUAAUUCUUUUGGUGAGGCGUUUGGUAUGCUGUGACAUGAUAUACUUACUGUUCUGAAUAGUAAAGUGUACCAUUUGUGUGUAAUCUGAUUCUUCCCAAUACCGAACAGUUACAACAUCACUUUCCAUUGAGCAAGCCCUUUCUUUUGCUUUUGAAAUUUACAAGUGAAUCAUAUGCCUUAUUCAUGUCUUGUUUUAUGUUUGAUUCAAAAUGGUUUGAUCCUCUGAAGUUUACCAAAAAAAUUUUUUUUGUUUUCAUUUCAAUUAUAUUUCAUUCGUACGAACAUGGAGUUUUCUUCUGUUCCCCCUUUUUUAAAUUGCCGAUCUCUAAGGUGCUGUUGUUACUAUGUGCCAAAGUGUAAUGCUUGCUAAUAAAAUGAUUUGCCUGUG